UAAAAAGUUCGAACUACUGUUUGUCACAUAAAUUUCUAAUUCUUUAACUUUCGAGCCAAUGCAAUGAGUACUUCAGCUGUAAUAAUCUUCGCUGUAUGCAUCACCUUCGUUUCAUCGUUUGAUCCAACAGUGCAUCCGGCGAAUCCGUUCAACGCAGUUGCAGAUGCCGAGACACUUGGGGCGGCUUUUCAGUUACAGUACGCCGGCGAAGUGACCAUCAUCAACCUCCUGACGAAACGUGCCAUUAAGCAGCGGCUCAACAUUACAAAGGCUUACAAUGAGUUGUACAACCGUGACCUCAUGGCCGAUUUACAUGAAAAGUUCCAUGGUGAACUCGACUAUGCCAUUGCGUCGCUCAUGUCUCCAGUACUCGAUUACUACGCCAAAGAAAUCCACUACGCUGUGGCAGGUUGGGGCACCACUGAGGAUAUUCUCAUCGAGAUUCUCACUAUUUUGAACAACAACGAGAUGAAAGCAUUGGCCACACGUUAUGAGCAACUGUACGGCAGGAGCCUGAAAUCGGAUGUGGAGGAUGACACUUCUGGGAACUUCCAGGUGCUGCUCUCUAUGAUGAUCAACGGCGAGAGGAGUGAGGCUGCUUAUAACGAACAGCAGUGUUUUGCCGACAACAAGGCUAUCUUUGAGAAAAGAGAGGCAUUAAUGAAAACAGAAAAGUGGGUUAUUGUAACGUACGAAAAAAAGUAUAAAGAUUUUGGGAUAACAGUGGCCGAGGUCCUCGGAACCCGCAGCUACAAUCAUCUCAAAGUAUGUUUUAACAAGUACCGGGCGUCUUACGGCGAACACUUUGAAGAUCACGUAAUCGGAGUGUUUAGUAAAUUUUGGAGUAAAAAUUUGAAGAAAACCUUGCUUGCAAUCGCCCACGUAGUCCACACAAAAUUCGGUUACCUCGCUAAGCGUCUCUACGAUAGUAUGGACCCUAAAAAUAUGAAUUACCGCACUCUGACUCGUAUAAUCGUUUCCCGUAGUGGUGUCGACCUUGGAGGAAUCAAGAAAGAAUUUGAGCUUAUGUAUUCAACGAAACUCGAAACUAUGGUAGCUCACUGGACAUCAGGAAACUAUCAGAAAUUCCUUCUCUCCCUCGUACAGAAUUAGUUUACCUCAUUAAUGAUACAUUUUCAAAGGUGGUGUUAUAAUAUUUUCAAUAACUACGAAUUUUUAUUGUGUUUACUUUAUUAUUGAUGUGCCAAUUGAUUGUGGCAAUAAUGUACGAUUUUAAAUAAACGAUUUCAUGAUUUAAAAUAAA
Copidosoma floridanum is the source of this 1264-nucleotide messenger RNA. Its product is annotated as annexin B9-like. Gene Ontology annotation, molecular function: calcium ion binding; calcium-dependent phospholipid binding; phosphatidylserine binding. Gene Ontology annotation, biological process: endosome transport via multivesicular body sorting pathway. Lineage: Eukaryota; Metazoa; Arthropoda; Insecta; Hymenoptera; Encyrtidae. Gene Ontology annotation, cellular component: vesicle membrane; nucleus; plasma membrane. The record is from RefSeq and is a predicted model, not a curated record.